CUUGGAUGCUUGGGUGCACACGACAUGGACCAGACGACACGACGCUGCUGAGCUGACCGCCUCCUUCACUCCAACUCUCUGCCUAGAACCAUUCAUACAUAAACACCUCCUCCUACCUCCCCCCCCCCUACCCGCAUCUAUCGCACGUCAUCUUGCUCACCCUCAGUCCCCGUGUGACGUUCGCCCCGUUCCCGCAACUUGACUCCCUUGCAUCUCCGCAACACCUCCGCACCCCGCCAACACGCCAUGCACGACCCCUUUCCGCUCCCUAGGCCAACAGACCUUGCGGCAUACAUCCAACCUGUUAGCGAGUUCCUAUCACUCAACUCCCUUCACUUGCACUUCCAUGAGAUAGCCGUCGCAUUUGCCUUCUACCAUGUCACCAAUGCGUACAUCGCCCCCGUGCUCUCGAUGCGGCUGAUCCCAAGGAUAUAUCCAACAUUCAAUGCGCGAACAAGGCUGAAUUGGAAUGUCCACAUUGUGUCGUUUGUGCAGAGUACUCUCAUCUGUUCUAUGGCGCUAUGGGUCAUCUUCAAUGACAAAGAGCGUGCAGAGAUGACCUGGCAGGAGAAAGUAUGGGGCUAUACAGGAGCCUCGGGGCUCAUCCAAGCAUUUGCGACUGGUUAUUUUGUCUGGGAUCUUAUGAUCACGUUGCAGAACAUCCAUGUCUUCGGGCUCGGAAUGCUAGCACACGCCGUUUCCGCUCUGUUCGUCUUCUCUCUUGGCUUUAGACCCUUCCUCAACUACUAUGGUUCUACUUUCAUUCUCUACGAGCUCUCCUCGCCCUUCCUCAAUAUCCACUGGUUCUGCGAUAAGCUCAACAUGACGGGCUCAAAGAUACAGUUCUACAAUGGCAUCAUGCUGCUGCUUACAUUCUUCUCCUGCCGCCUGAUGUGGGGAAGCUACCAGUCCGUCCGCGUAUUUUACGAUGUCUACCGUGCUCUCACGGCAGGCCACCCCACCAUCAAUGACCCCGAGCUCGGCAAAUUCAAUAAUAGAACCACGGCGUCAGAACUAGUCCAUGGGGACGAGAUUAUGCAAUUUGCAGGAGAUCAAUUUGUUCCCGUAUGGCUUGCAGGCUGCUAUCUCGCCUCCAACAUCACUCUGAAUGGCCUCAAUUGGUUCUGGUUCGGAAAGAUGAUUGAGACGCUCCGCAAGCGAUUUGACCCACCCCUUGGCACGCGCAAAGCUGAGGCAGAGCUAGAGAAGGAGAAAGUACUUGUGGAGGGCAUCGACGUGGAGACGGAGGCGAACACUCCUGCUCCCCUCACACCGACACCAGGCUCGGCUGAAUCUAACGAGAAUGUCGAGAAAAUCGAUGAUGCCCUCAAGAAGAUGGUUUCAGCUUCAGGAAACGAUACCACGUACUUCUCCGUCGAAAGAAACGCCAAAUCCCUAAAAUUAGAACAGCAGGAAGUCAAGAGUCGAGCGGGGAGACAGGCAAAGCAAGGCAAUCGGUUGAUGGGAGAAGCCGCUCGAGGCGCAUGAGUCAAUUUGGGGGUAGGUGCAUAUAUAUUGUAGUAGUAUUCUUCAUCGACCUGGUGUCAUCAUUCUUCCAGCCAUAUAUCGGACUUGGAAACUGCGAACCUCUAUGUUGGCAGUAUCAAGAUUCAAGACCCGUGUUGCAGAGUUGUAUUGACCACGUCUGCAGCCAUUUUAAUUCGCUGUAUUAAUAUUUCGUAUAUCUGAGUAGACGCCCCGCCAUCUAUAUUAAU
This is a messenger RNA of Lindgomyces ingoldianus, 1715 nucleotides long. RefSeq names its product DUF887-domain-containing protein. The record is from RefSeq and is a predicted model, not a curated record. Bases 247 to 1488 code for a protein of 413 amino acids. The transcript is spliced from 2 exons. Gene Ontology annotation, cellular component: membrane; endoplasmic reticulum. Gene Ontology annotation, biological process: lipid homeostasis. NCBI's taxonomy places the organism in Eukaryota, Fungi, Ascomycota, Dothideomycetes, Pleosporales, Lindgomycetaceae.